Molecule: messenger RNA, 8374 nt
Organism: Ictalurus furcatus (blue catfish)
Lineage: Eukaryota; Metazoa; Chordata; Actinopteri; Siluriformes; Ictaluridae
Product: cadherin-4-like
Exons: 16
Coding region: 1192-4071 (959 amino acids)
Biological process (GO): homophilic cell-cell adhesion; adherens junction organization; calcium-dependent cell-cell adhesion
Cellular component (GO): catenin complex; plasma membrane; adherens junction
Molecular function (GO): calcium ion binding; cadherin binding
Source: RefSeq, a predicted model, not a curated record
UAUCCUUUCUCUCUUUCUUUCUUUAUUUAUUUCCUUCUUUCUUUCUUUCUUCCUAUUUCACACUAUUGUUCCUUCAUCACCCUAUCCUUCCUUCCUUCCUUUCUUUCUUUCUUUCCUUCGUUCUUUUCUUAUCUCACAUUUUUGUUCCUUCAUCCCCGAUCCUUUCUUUCACUCCCUCCUUUCAUUCUUACCCUCUUUAAUCUCACUAUCACUCUGCCUCUAUUCUUCCUCUUUCUUUUUUUCUUCCUAUUUAUUGUCUGCUCUCUUCUGUGACUUUUGGCUCUGUCCUUCUCAUUUCUUCUUUCUCACUUUACUCUCUUCCUUCUCUUCUCCCUCUUUUUCCCCCUCUAUUCUAUCUCUUAGUCCUUCUUUAUGUUUUAGUUCCUCUGUCCAUUCCUCUCUUGCCUUUUUAUUCUUUUCCUUCCUUCCUUCCUUUCUUCUCUCUCUCUUCAUUCUCUUCUUCCAUUCUUCUGCUCUCUUCUUUUACUCUGCCUCUCUAUUCUUUCUCUUCCCCUAUACUUUCCUCUUCUCUUUCUUUCUAUAUUUAUUUAUUUAUUUAUUUUGGCUAAUCGCUUCUCUUUUUUCCCCCUUUCUCAUUUUUAAAAAUGAACUUUUGUCCCUCUUUGUUUUCUCCUCGACUCUUCUGGUUUAGCAAGUUUCCCACCUCUUUUUUUCUUUCUCUCUUCUGUCUUGAUUCCAUCUUUCUAUCCCUUGCAUCUUUUCUUUCUCCAUCCUUCCAUUUUCCAACAUGUUCAUCUGUUCUUUCUUGUUCCUUCUUUUGCUAAUUUUGUCUUCUUAUCAACUCUACUCAUCGCUUUCUCUCUCUCUCUCUCAUCUCUCUCUCUCUCAUCUCUCUCUUUGCCCUUUCCUCCACCCCGGAGUGUGUCUUCACCCUUUGCUCUGUAGUGUAGAGAGCAGGGAGUGAAGUGCCCUUGAUCUAAAUUAGCACAGGCUCAUUUGAAUAUUCAUCAGCUGUGUGUGUGUGUGUGUGUGUGUGUGUGUGUGUGUGUGUGUGUGUGUGUGUGUGUGUGUGGAGGAGAGGAGGAGUGUGAAGUGCACUAAUCUUAGCUCACUCAAACACUUCUGCUCUGAGCACAUGUCUAACUCUUACUUUCUUUCUUAUAGUUUUCUUCAUUUAUUUUCUACUUUCUUCUUAUCUCAUGCUUUAGAAGUUUACUGUGGUCUGCUGAAAUGUGCACGCACACACACGCACACACACACACACACACACACACACACACACACACACUCGGAGCUGCUAAGAUCAUGCUGUCCAUGAUCUUACUCCUCAUAUCGGGGUCAUGGUGGUCCACAGGAAAUCAAUACUCUGUAUGUGUGUGUGUGUGUGUGUGUGUGUGUGUGUGUGUUGUCUCACAGGGACUGCUCGGGGAGAUGCAGCUGAAUGUGCCGCUGUGCAAGUCAGGAUUUUCACAAAGCCUUUAUUCCCUGCGCCUCUCAAGGGAUCUAGUGCACGGCCGAAGUGUGCUCAAAGACACCUUGCUGUCAUCAGGAGCAGUUCAUUUUGAUGACUGUUUAGGAAACGCAGCAGUACGACUGGACAGCAGUGAUCCCCGCUUCAGAAUCGAGACAGACGGAUCCGUGUACACACAGAGAGACGUGUUCACUCUGAACACACCGAUGAAUUUCACAGUGACGGCUCACACCACAGACGACGCACACACCUGGGAGACGACCGUCCGACUGGAGCGCGAGGAAAUGACAGGUAAUUACAUGGCACGAGGACAAGAGGACACCGGGACGCAGGAAGUUGUCAUCCGCUUUCCUCCAAGACAGAACUCGAGCUCCGGCGAGCUGCGGCGGCAGAAGCGAGACUGGGUCAUUCCACCGAUCAACGUACCAGAGAACUCCCGAGGUCCCUUUCCACAGAUGCUCGUUAGCAUCCGUUCAGAUAAAGAUCGCUCCAUUAACAUCAGAUACAGCAUCACCGGUGUGGGAGCGGAUCAGCCACCCAACGAAGUGUUCAACAUCGAUCCAGAGAAAGGCAAGAUGUACGUCACCAAGCCCCUGGACAGAGAGGAGCGCUCGUCCUACCACCUCCGUGCUCAUGCGGUCGAUAUGAACGGGAAUCAGGUGGAGCAGCCGGUGGACCUCUACAUCUUCGUCAUCGACAUGAAUGACAACCGGCCCGAGUUCAAGAACCAGAUCUACAACGGUUCAGUGAUGGAGGGAUCCAAACCAGGUACGACAGUGAUGACAGUAACAGCGCACGAUGCUGAUGACAUCACCACCUCUAAUGGCAUGGUGCAUUACCGGAUUCUCCAGCAGACCCCGCACAUCCCGAUCCCAAACAUGUUCACUAUUAACAGAGAGACAGGAGACAUUGUUACUGUCGCAGCUGGACUCGACAGGGAGCGAGUUCCUCAGUACACAGUGAUCGUCGAGGCAACAGAUAUGGAGGGGAAUCUGAACUUCGGUUUGUCGAGCACAGCCACGGCGCUAAUCGCCAUCACCGACAUCAACGACAACCCGCCUGAACUCACACAGAGCACGUUCUCGGGUGAGGUGAUGGAGAACAGCGUGAACGUAGUGGUAGCGAACCUCUCCGUGGUCGAUAAGGACGAGCCUCGGUCACCCAACUGGAACGCCGUGUACCGCGUCGUCAGCGGUGACAACGGACGCCACUUCACCAUCCGGACAAAUCCGGAGAACAACGAUGGAAUGCUCACUGUAGUGAAGCCGGUGGACUUUGAGAUGAAUCGAGCGUUCAUGUUGACGGUAGUAGUCGCUAAUCAGGCUCCUCUGGCUGACGGGAUCCAGUCGUCUCUCCAGUACACAGCCGGGGUCACCGUCUCUGUGAGGGACGUCAACGAGGCACCUGUUUUCCCGGAGAACCCCAAAAUGGUGCGGUUUGAGGAGGGCGUGCCCGCUGGCACCAUCAUCACCACGCUCACUGCCCGAGACCCGGACACGUUCAUGCAGCAGAGCAUUCGGUAUCUUAAGCUGUCGGAUCCGGCUAACUGGCUGUCCAUCAACACGACAAACGGUCAGAUCACCACGACGGCUGUGCUGGACCGAGAAUCCGUCUAUGUCAAGAAGAACAUCUACGAGGCUACGUUCCUUGCCGCUGAUAAUGGCUCUCCUCCUGCCAGUAGCACAGGAACGCUGCAGAUAUUUCUCAUAGAUGUGAACGAUAACGCUCCAUCACUCGUUCCUCACGAUGCUCAGAUCUGUGAAAGAUCUCACAUGAACUCUGUCAACAUCACGGCUGUGGAUGCAGAUACCGAUCCCAAUGUCGGUCCAUUCGUCUUCGAGCUUCCUCUUCAUCCCUCCAUCAUCCGCCGCAACUGGACCGUCUCCCGGAUCAACGGAAACUAUGCCCGUCUGAGCCUAAGGAUCCAGUUCCUGGAGUCGGGUGUGUAUGAGGUUCCCAUUUCUGUGUCAGACUCAGGAAACCCGCCACUCUCCAAUCGCUCAGUCAUUAAGGUGAAGGUGUGUCCGUGUGACGAACAUGGUGACUGCACUGCACACGGUGCCGUAGCAGCGGCGGGCCUGGGCACUGGCGCCAUCAUCUCCAUCCUUAUCUGCAUCAUCAUCCUUCUUAGCAUGGUUUUGCUCUUUGUGGUAUGGAUGAAGAGGAAAGAGAAGGAGAGGCAAACCAAACAGCUGCUGAUUGACCCUGAGGAUGAUGUCAGAGACAACAUCCUCAAAUAUGAUGAGGAAGGAGGAGGAGAGGAGGACCAGGACUAUGACCUGAGUCAGCUGCAGCAGCCCGACUCCCUGGAGCACAUCAUGGGUAAACCCCCGGGUGUCCGACGGGUGGACGAGAGGCCUGUGGUACCCGAGUCUCAGUACCCGCUACGGCCCAUGGUGCCCCACCCUGGGGACAUUGGAGAUUUCAUCAAUGAGGGUCUGAGAGCGGCGGAUAAUGACCCGACAGCCCCACCGUACGAUUCGCUGCUAGUGUUUGAUUACGAGGGCAGUGGAUCCACGGCCGGGUCGGUCAGCUCACUCAACACCUCCAGCAGUGGAGAACAAGACUAUGACUACCUCAACGACUGGGGUCCGCGUUUCAAAAAACUCGCCGACAUGUAUGGGGGCGGAGAUGAUUAAAACGGAAAGGUGCAGUCCAUCAAAGGCUCCUCCCACGUCACCUGACCUGUGGCGACGACCAAUCAUGGGCCUCUCUCUCUCUCUCUGAAAAACAUACCCACCUACCAAUCACUUGGCCAGCUCCAGAGAGACUUGUACUACAGAGAGAGACAGCGAUAUAGUGGACCUGCUUUUUCCUUUAAUUAUGUUUUUUUUUUUUAAAUAAGUUUCUUGUUUUUUUUUUAUUUGUUUUUUUUUUUUUUAGUAGUCGAGCUGUAUUCACGCUUUGUGCUCAUUAUUUCUUUGAAGAUUCCUGCGAUUUAGUUGACGCAACUAUCUGCAGGCGAAAGCUUCCUGCUAGUAUUGAGACAGCACAUAAAAAGAGAAAAGAGUAAAAAAAAAAAAAAAAAAAAGACAAGGUAGGCAUUCUACUCUUAAAAAUGGUCUGAACAAGCCAUUCUUUUUCUUUCUCUGAACUUGAAUUCUUUCGAGAAGAGGAGCACUGUCGUCGUUGUCGUCGUUGUCGUUAUCGUUGUUUAAGAAGUGCCUUUAGUGGUGCGUAGUUCUUGGAUUUUUCUCAGGAUUGGUCUUCUGUCCAGACCUACACCUGACAUCAACACACACUUCUACAGCUGAUCGGCCAUAUUCAAGUUCCUCAUAAUUCUCCUGCAAGAACAUUGAGGCUUUUGGCUUGUAGCUCCAUGACAGGAAGCUUACAGGAAGUUACAUGACAGGACGUUUGCGUCACUGAAUAGUACACAGUACAUCAGAUAUUUACUUUUUGACAAAAAUGAAUUCGACUGUAGAGUUUCACAUGCUAUCGAGGAGACAGUUACAGAGAGCUCGGCAGAAACAUUAGAACUAUCGAACCAUGAGGUUUAUUCAUGAUCAGGUACAAAUUUGGUAGUACCGAUAAUUGUUUAUAUGACACACCGUGACAUUUUUAGCAUGAUUUUAAAAUAUCACUACCCUCGAGGAGGCUGUCUGGGUGGGCAACAUUUUUGGGCAGUAUUUAUGCUCCUGAGAAGAAAGCAGCAUAUGGACAGCUUGUAAGGUUCUUUUAAGGUUCUUCUAAGGUUGCUUCUUUUUGGUCAGGUUAAAACACAGAAUCAUAUGUGACAGCAAAUCUCAGAAAGUUUGAGUGCACAGAAGUGUCUCUCUAAAAUGCUGCCUGGCGAGAAUAGCGAAACGUAAACAUGUUAUUAUGGCAUUAAGCUGUAAACCGUUAUUGUCGUUAUUGUGAUAUGAAAAUGUAAUGCCUUGAAGUGCUAGGGUUAGGGUUUCAUUUCCAUGUUUGCUCUGCAUUGAGGCCCUGUCCACAGGUAUAUUCUUUUCUCAGUGUUUUGGCCUCCUGAUCUCACGAAAACAGCAUUUUGGAUCACUGAAAACAAAGCUCUCAGAUACACCAAUCAGCCAUAACAGUAAAUCCACCUGCUUAAUAUUGUCUAGGUCCACCCUGUGCCACCAAAACAGCUCUGACCCGUCAAGGCAUGGACUCCACAAGACCUCUGAAGAUGUGUUGUUGUAUCUGGCACCAAGACGUUAGCAGCAGAUCCUUUAAGUCCUGUAAGUUGCGAGGUGGGGCCUCCAUGGAUCGGACUUGUUUGUCCAGAACAUUCCACAGACGCUCGAUCGGAUUGAGAUCUAGGGAAUUUGGAGGCCGAGUCAACACCUUCAACUCUUUGUCAUGUCCCUCAGACCUUUCCUGAACAUUUUUUGCAGUGUUCAGGACGCAUUAUCCUGCUGAAAGAGGCCACUGAGAUUAGGGAAUGCUGUUGCUAUGAAGGAGUGUACUCGGUCUGCGACAGUGUUUAGGUAGGUGGUACGUCUCAAUGUAACAUCCACAUGAAUGCCAGGACCAAAGGUUUCUCAGCCCGGAGCAUCACACUGCCUCCACCAGCUCGCCUUCUUCUCAUACUGUAGUGCAUCCUGGUGCCAUCUCUUUCCCAAGGUAAGUGAUGCACAUGCACACUUGAAAAUAUGAAAACAUGAUUCAUCAGACCAGGCCACCUUCUUCCAUUUCUCCAUGGUCCAGUUCUGAUGCUCACAUGUCCAUUGUCGGUGCUUUUGGCAGUGGACAGAGGUCAGCAUGGACACUCUGACUGAUCUGCGCCUACACAGCCCUAUACGCAGCAAGCUAUGAUGCACUGUGUGUUCUGACACCGAGCCAGCAUUAGCAUUUUCAGCAAUUUGUGCUGCAGUAGCUGUUCUGUGGGAUCGGACCAGACGGGCUAGCCUUCGCUCCCUACACGCAUCAGUGACUCUUGGGCGCCCACGACCCUGUCGCUGGUUCACCAGUUGUCCUUCCUUGAACCACUUUUGGUAGGUAAUAACCACUGCAUACCGGGAACACCCCACAAGACCUGCUGUUUUAGAGAUGCUCUGACCCAGACGUCUAACCAUCACAAUUUUUCUCUUGUCAAAGUCAGUCAGAUCCGUAUGCUUGGCCAUUUUCCUGCAUCCAACACGUCAACUUCAAGAACUCUCCUCUUGCUGCAUAAUAUAUCCCACCCCUUGACAGUUGCCAUCGAGAUAUAAACCAAUGUUAUUCACAUCUCGUGUCAGUGGUUUUAAUGUUAUGGCUGAUCUGUGUCGUUUUUCCAUUUUCGUACGGACGGAGAUAUUCUCAAAAGCGCUGGUCAUGUGGAUGAGAAAGCAUUUAUAUAAAAUCUGAGUCUUCACAGCAACAAGCUCUCCAUAGGUGCAACGUACACUUAUUUAAGCUACAUAAAGUUAUUACUCUUCUUCAAAAGCAUAUAUUAAGACAUUAACGAGGCCAAAUUGCAUGCAUGUCACCAGAAGAUCAAACUAUCGCUCACUGUAAGCCAUUGGGCCAAAGGUUCCUGGAUUGCCACUUGAUGAGGGUUAAAUAGCGAUUGUGAGUGUUCAUUCAUCACAUCAGUACAAGACUCACCCACUUUGUAUCAAUGCACUGUUGAGUAGUUUAUUCAUAGAUAUUUGACACAUUUAUAACCAAAUCAUUUGGGCACUUGAAGAAAACAUUCACUCAUUUAUGAAGAAUCUUCAUCUUUUGAACGUACUGAGGAAGUAUUCACAAUAAAAUAUUCUGUAUAGAUAAUAAAUGCGGUUUGAUGUUUUGAUGUUUCACACUAUGCUGGUGUUCAAAUUAUGCUGACGCUCCCAUUAGGGGCACAAAAGGAAGAAUCGAGACCAGAAAGUUAUUGUUCCACAAAAGUUCCUCAUAAUUUUAUUGCAAGCUUGUUAAAAUGAAAUGUAAAGUAAGGGUAAAAGGUAAGAGGCUUGAUAUUGACUAGCAAUUCUCAUUUAUAUUUAAGGAAAUGUUUGGAGUUUAAUGAUUAGUCACAACGGGUGGCAUGAAAAACACAAUCCAGUAUCAAAAUGAAUGGCUCAUAAAAUGUCCUGAAGCCCAUUGAGGUCUUUGGUUCAUACUAACUUACUCAUAGCUUUUAUAAGCAGCAUCCCGAGGGCAACCUUAAAGAAAGUUCUGGGUCACAUUAUACCGUAAAAUUCACUUAUCUUGGACAGUCAUUAUGCACAAUCCAAACAGGCUUAAAAAAAUUAAGGGAAAUAAGAAUUAGUAGGUCAUUAGCGUUAGGAACUGGAAGGACUAGAGAAAUCAACAAUGAAAUGAGAAUUUAAGUAUACAGUAAUGGGAAAGAGUGCUAUCAAGAAUAUUAAGAUAUACGAGCUGAUAUUAAUCAGAGUAUGUAAUCAAGGUGGAGCAGUAGCGCGGAAACACGACAAACAGGAAGUAAACAAGGAAGUGGACGACUUAGAGAAAAGCGUAAACAGACCGAGGCUGCAUUCACUCUUGGGUUGUUGUUUUUUUUUUUAACAGUAAAAGUGCUGGCCGGAUAUGAAAAAAAAUCAGCUCACCGUAGUAACGCUCUUACAAACCCUCGCUAGUAUCGGCUAACUAACUGUCGUAGCUUGCUCUCUAGAUUAAAUUUAUUAUUAUCGGUAAUGUUUGCGAAAUAAAAACUCUAUUAACGAGGAGGUUGUGUGUCUUUGCCGUAGCUUUGGAGGCAGAAAUGAAUGACUUAUUAUCACAUCUGUAGUUACAUCGGAAAAUAUUUUUCAUUCAGCAUGUCAUUCAAAAGAAAAAUCUUCUCACAUUCGCUCACUAACAAGACUCGUUUUUUCCGCUGGCACUCUGUCCUCCGUGUUGGUUUUUCUGGCUUGACGACCCUCUUGCCAAAGUACUUGAUGUCACCCUGCGCUUUUCUGAAAGAAAAAAAAAACAUCAGUGGCAGCACUGCCAAGUGUGAAAGCAGCCUAAUUAGGACGACAACGAGGCUCGGGAGGAAUACAUGGUAUCGGUAAUCAGAGGGUGUGGUCAGGG